AUGUGUAAGUCAUGCACUACGGUCCGACCCAACAGAGGUCAAAAGCUGACCGCGGGGGUGGGGGGGUGCGGACUGUGUAUUGCAGUGGGAUACAUCAGUUCGUUCGCGGCCGUUGGUUUCGGCGUGAGGUGUUACCAGUUGGCGAUCAUGAAGCGCAACAUCUUUGACAGUGCGUUCCGGUUGAAUUUUGUCUCUGUGUGACACUGUUAUUGGAUGCUGACACGAUACCUCUAUGCUCGCGUGCUCGAUUCGAUCCGCCUAACCGUUCCUCGACGCUCGUCGCUCGCUCGUCAUCCUGUGGAUCUGUAUGGGAUUCUUUCCUCGUUCCAAUCCCACUCGACAUAUGAUAGACUUGGGAGGCCACGCGCUAUCCGUCGCGGCAUUCACAGGGCUCGGCUACUACCUAUACCACGCCGAGUAAGCAUCUUUAGAGCCCUAAUGCAGCUACGCCUUUCCCCUUGGGAGAGCCAUCACUCAUUCCCACCACCCCGGUCUCAUCUCAAAGGGAACGACAACGAGGCCUGAUUGAGGACAAGAAGGCACAGCUGUUGAGGAUGAGGGCGAGGGAAACCAGGUUGGCGGAGGAGUAUGCCGCUUCCAUGUCCGAGGAGGAACAUCAUUAG
Microbotryum saponariae is the source of this 623-nucleotide messenger RNA. The record is from the annotation of a GenBank genome assembly. Lineage: Eukaryota; Fungi; Basidiomycota; Microbotryomycetes; Microbotryales; Microbotryaceae.